Messenger RNA from Megalopta genalis, 1993 nucleotides. The record is from RefSeq and is a predicted model, not a curated record. NCBI's taxonomy places the organism in Eukaryota, Metazoa, Arthropoda, Insecta, Hymenoptera, Halictidae.
UUGCCCCCAUCUUGGCUUACUACAGCGAGGUGCCAUUGUAGUAAUUCAGAUCUGGAGACAAGGCGCAUUGGAUUCAUCAAUGGUUGUAUGGAUCGUAAGCUUGCGAGUGAGGUGAAAUAUCUAUUUCGGUCAUACAGUUGACGGUUAUCUAUCCAUAGACAUACGUAUAUGUUUGUCAAAUUGAACUGAGAAAAACAGUUUGAAUUGAAGGUUGAUCUUGAAAGUACUAAUUGCGUGUGACAAGAAAGAAGUUGUCAUCUAAUAUGACGACGCCAGCAGCUCCAAAGGUUGCUGUUGCUCAAUCUAUACAAGAAUAUAGCAUACGGGUGCCAAAAAAUAAUAAAAAGAAGCACAAUGUCAUGAGGUUUAAUGCAACAUUGAAUGUUGACUUUUCGAAAUGGUCACAAGUAAAGAUGGAACGUGAAAAUAACAUGAAAGAAUAUAAAGGAGUAGAAGAAGAAAUGCCAAAAUUUGGCGCAGGAUCUGAAUUUGGGCGAGAUGCAAGAGAAGAAGCCAGAAGAAAAAAGUUUGGUAUCACCAGUAGGAAAUACAAACCAGAAGAUCAACCAUGGAUACUUAAGUCUGGUGGAAAAACUGGAAAAAAGUUUAAAGGGAUAAGAGAGGGAGGUGUAAGUGAAAAUGCUGCUUAUUAUGUUUUUACACAUGCAGCUGAUGGAGCCAUAGAAGCUUUUCCAUUGCAUGAGUGGUAUAAUUUUCAACCCAUUCAGAGGUAUAAAGCAUUAAGUGCAGAAGAAGCAGAACAAGAAUUUAGUCGUAGAAAUAAAGUAAUGAAUUAUUUUUCACUAAUGUUACGAAAAAGACUUAGAAAUGAUGAAGAAGGUGCGGAUGAUGAUGAAAUAAUAGAGGGAGGAAAAGGUAGGAAGCCAGGUAAAAAGGAGAAAGACUUGAAAAUAUCUGAGAUGGAUGAAUGGAUGGACAGCGAUGAUGAUGACUCUCUUAGUGAUGAUGAAGAAACUAAGAAAAAAUCUGAUGACGAGGAUGAUGGAAAGAAGAAGAAAGGCAAGGUUGUCUCACAGAAGAAGAAACGAAAACAGAAAGCAUCGGAUUCAGAGGCGUUUGAAGAAAGCGAUGAUGGUGAUGAAGAAGGCAGAGAAUGUGAUUAUAUUUCUGAUUCCUCGGAUUCUGGAUCAGAAUUGGAACAGCAAAAAGAAAUUAAGUCUGUUGCAGAAGAAGAUGCAUUAAGGAAAUUACUUGCAUCUGAUGAAGAAGAAGAUGAUGAAGAACAGGCAGAUAAAAAAGAUGGUGAUGAAGAUAAAGAUGAAGAGGAUGAAAACAAAGAAAAAGAGGAUAAGGAUAAGGAUAAGAGUAGUAAAGAUUCUGAGAAGAAAAAAGAUAAGAAAAAGAAAAAGAAACUCUCCAAGAAAAAAGAUCUGAAAAAGGCAUCAGGAAAAGAUUCGUCUAGUGACUUUUCUAGUGAUUCAGAUUCAGGAUCGGAUACAGUGAAAGAAAAAGAUAAUAAAAAAUCAAAUAGUGCACACAGCUCUAGGUCUGCAACACCCACGUCUGUAGUGGCAGGAAUGUCGGAUUCCAUGAAGAGGAAGCAAUCUGGAUCCCCAGAUCUGUCGCAAUCGAAAAAAUUGAAAUUAGACAAUUUUAAUUUGGUACCAGUGAGUUCUUAUAUACCAGGAGCUAGUGAAUCUGGAAUUACGGAAGAUGCAGUGAGACGGUAUCUUAUGCGUAAACCAAUGACAACUACAGAACUUUUGCAAAAGUUUAAAUCGAAAAAGACUGGUCUUACAUCUGAACAAUUAGUGAACGUAAUGACCCAAAUACUGAAGAAAAUUAAUCCUACCAAACAGACAAUAAAGAAUAAAAUGUAUUUAUCUAUCAAAACACAAUCGAACUGACAUUAGUAUAAUUGUUUUCGCAUCUGACUUCGUUAUUUAUUUUCACUAUGAUUAAAUAAAUAUUGAAGCCUACGAUGAAAAACUUUAUAAUUUGUAACAUAAUAAUAAAAUGAUUUGUAAUAUAA